This is a messenger RNA of Loxodonta africana (African savanna elephant), 3159 nucleotides long. RefSeq names its product fibronectin type III domain containing 5 (gene FNDC5). The record is from RefSeq and is a predicted model, not a curated record. The transcript is spliced from 5 exons. The coding region runs from base 1 to 843 and encodes 280 amino acids. Lineage: Eukaryota; Metazoa; Chordata; Mammalia; Proboscidea; Elephantidae. Gene Ontology annotation, molecular function: protein binding. Gene Ontology annotation, cellular component: plasma membrane; extracellular region. Gene Ontology annotation, biological process: positive regulation of brown fat cell differentiation.
AUGCGCCCCGGGCUGCCGUACGCCUGGCCGCCCCGCGCCCGCGCCGCGCUCCGCCUGUGGCUGGGCUGCGUCUGCUUCGCGCUCGUGCAGGCGGAAAGCCUCUCAGCACCAGUGAAUGUCACGGUCAGGCACCUCAAGGCCAACUCGGCAGUGGUGAGCUGGGAUGUCCUGGAGGAUGAGGUUGUCAUCGGAUUUGCCAUCUCUCAGCAGAAGAAGGACGUGCGGAUGCUGCGCUUCAUCCAGGAGGUGAACACCACCACCCGCUCCUGUGCCCUCUGGGACCUGGAGGAGGACACCGAGUACAUUGUGCACGUGCAAGCCAUCUCCAUCCAGGGCCAGAGCCCGGCUAGCGAGCCAGUGCUCUUUAAGACCCCACGCGAGGCUGAGAAGAUGGCCUCCAAGAACAAAGAUGAGGUGACCAUGAAGGAAAUGGGGAGGAACCAACAGCUGCGGACGGGCGAGGUGCUCAUCAUCGUGGUGGUCCUGUUCAUGUGGGCGGGUGUCAUCGCCCUCUUCUGCCGCCAGUAUGACAUCAUCAAGGACAAUGAACCCAACAAUAGCAAGGAAAAAGCCAAGAGUGCAUCAGAAACCAGCACACCAGAGCACCAGGGCGGGGGUCUUCUCCGCAGCAAGGUGAGGGCGGCAAGGGUGACGGGCCCAUGGCUCGUGCACUGGUCGUCCCUGGACUACAGAAGGGGUCAGCUCAGGGCCUGGUAUUGCUGCAGCCAGACAGAGCCAAGCUUGGCCUCUGCCUGUGUGACACAGGAGACACUGCAAAUUGAUUUUGGAUUCUUUCCUUUUGCAGGGUGCCAGAGGUGGAUAAAAAAAAAAAAAAAAAGAUAGCAAGUAGAGAGGGUAGAACUCUUGGCUGGUGUGGGAAAGCAGGGGUAGGGGUUCUGGGCUCAUUUCUGUUCCUGCUGUGCUGUGUGACCUUGGACCGGUGCUUUAUCUCUCUGUACUUUCCUCUUCUAUAAAACAGAUAUGAAAACCUUUUCAGUACUCGCUCUGAGCAGCUCAGAAGAAAGUCAGUAGAGAAUGUGAGAGGAUCUCACGGUUCUGACGAUGAUUAUUCAACAAGCAUCUGGCCUUCUCUGCAUCUCCUCCUCCCUCCAUCUCCUUGUGCCCUCUGGCUUACUGUCCUCUCUCUUGACUUCUCUCUUUCUGGCAUUUUCCUGAAGCCUCUUAUUAACCUCCAUCUCCAGAAGCACCUCAACAAUGUCAGUAGCUGAGGCUGUGCUCGGAGGCAGAUCUGCAGGAUGGAGAACCAGCCGGGGGGAUGGCUCUACUGGGGCCUGACUGGGGUGCCAGGGGCCAUGGGCCAGUACCCAGUCUUAGCCAUUCAGCUGAGUGAGGCUGAAGGCUGGGUUUGAGAAGGCAGCGAGAUAAGACGUCCAGGCAGGGCUACUCUUUCCUCCCAUGAGGGACAAGAGCUUGGCCAUCAGGCCGCAGCCCUGCUGCUCACUUCCUUCUGUCCUCUCCCUAUUUCCAACCUUGCAAGAAGUCUAUUCCAAUUAGCCCUGGCCGCUUCUCUCAUUUUUUUUCCUCUCAGUUUCCAAACAAGGCCUCGGUGAACAUCAUCCAAGCGUGACUGGCUGUCUGCAGGGAGAAGGAUUUCAUUUUUCUUCUCUGCUGGUCCCCAGGUUCAGGGGCACAGGGAGAGGGAGGACUGCAAGCCAGGGAGGAGACACAGCUAGCUGCACAGUUCUCCCUCUUCCCCUGGCCUCGUCUGGUAAAGGAGGCUGAACUAAAAACCCAAAUCCUGCAAAAAAAUUAAACAAGCCACAAAACUAAAAGCCUAAGCCUGGCCCCAUUCCAGAAGAGGCAGAGCUGCACGAGACACAGCUUUUUGCCUCCUUGCCGCUCCUGGCCUGGCUUCCUCUUUCAGAAAAUGCACCAAGCUCCUGGGAGAUGACAAGCAUCUGGACUGACGGCUCCAGCUGCGUCUUUCAGACCAAGGAACGUCAGCAAAGCCGUGGGGCUGCCUGCCUUGCAUGGUCAGGGCUGCUGCCAUCGAGCCUUUUCUGGGUCCAGCCAUCAAGGACUUCUGGUUGAUGCACAAUUUUUCGAGCGUAAGAUGUUAUCUUUUGGAAAACAAAAUCGGAGGCUCCACUCGAGAGGGCAGAGGAGUUCCUGUAAGGACUGAGCUGGCUGCUUGUAUUCUCUGUCUUCUUUGGCCCUUUCAUUGUAAGAUCAUUAGGCCAGGGUCUUAAGAAGAAGUAGGAAAGAGAAAUGGGAGGUAUUGGCCCCAUUUCUUUAGGAAAUGUCUCUUAGAGUUUCGGCAGUGCUGACGUGGACAACUGAAAAGGUAUGUCCACAUCCAGCAUCCUGGGGCUGUGAAGCCACCCAUUCUGGAGUGGAAGCUGCUGGAAGGCAGGCCUGAGCCAUUCACCACACAGAGGCAGAACAGCCCUGGCUAUCACUCUCGGCCUCUGGGGUCUCCAUAUCUUGCCAUCUCAUCCAGGGUUCCGUGAAAGCUACCCAGGGUCCUCAUGUCCUUCCUUAGAGCCUGAGUAGUGUGAGACGGCAGUUCUCUCUCUCCACUGCCCCUUUCUGGUUAAAAAAAAAAAUGGUGCUUGAGAAGGGAAGGCAGACUCUUCCCUAGGACUGAUGAGUUCCAGCUGCCGCUUGCCUGCGUGGGAAGAGAUGGACCUCUUCAUCUUCCAUUGGUGGACAGUGAUGGGGGAUGGAGUGUGGGAGGGCCGCGCCUAGCACAAGCCUGGCACACAGUAGGCGCUCGGCAAAUGUCUGUUGAACUGGAUGAUAAGAGAAAUGGCCCCCAAACCGGAGAGCUGAAAGCCAUCACUGAUGACCGCCCCUUCCGGUCUACCAGAGCUCUCAUGGCUGGGUCGGCCACCACUCUGUUGUGCCCGAGUGUGGGAGCACAGGGUGGGAGGAGAGACGGGGCAGAGGGUAGAUGUCAGCAAUAUUAAGGGCUUCCUCAUGGGAGGGCAUGAGGCUCUACUCCAUUGUCUUGUGACUUCCAUCCCUGUCAAAUGGGGCUGUAAGGCCAAGGCUCCUUAGGGGAGAGGUCCUUACCUCUGACCCAGUUAGAGCAAUAACCACUUUUUAAAUGUAAAAUAAAAAGACAAAUGAAAAGGCACAUCCUUGUCUUCUGGUAAAUGCCCAAAUGUUGCCCUCUUUUUCUGGCAGUUGGCAGCA